UAAAAAUAAUUAUUAUGGGCAGAAAGACAAAAACGGAUGGACUAAAAAAAAUAAGAGAACCAAAAAGUCCUUGUCAUGAUGAAUUAGACAAGAAGCGAGAAAAAUAUCAAAAAUGGCAGAAGCAAUUAAAUCUCAUGAAUGCUAAUUCUUUUGCAUUGGCUCAAUGGAUAAAAUUAUAUAUUAUGGUAAAUCAAAGAGCAAAAGCAACUUUAAGUAUUACUGUUAACCCUCAUUUGUAUCAACGGCUGAAAGAAGAAAUUGGUA
Funneliformis geosporum is the source of this 264-nucleotide messenger RNA. The record is from the annotation of a GenBank genome assembly. Lineage: Eukaryota; Fungi; Glomeromycota; Glomeromycetes; Glomerales; Glomeraceae.